AUGGGGCCGUCGGAUGCUGCAGAUUCGUCUCUCCUCCAGAGAACGCGCUCGUUUGCACGCAAAGCACCAAGCACUCUCUGGCGCAAGUAUCGGGCUUUGCAUCCCGCUGGAAAGCUUGCCCUAGUCUUCCUCAUCCUGUUCUACGUCGCUCUCGGCACCUUCAUCAUCGUCGUGCGUCCCGGCCGGAUCGCACAGUACCUAUACGAUCUAGCGCAGAAGAUCGCUCGCUAUCCCUAUGGGUGGUUAAUACUUGGUGCCGUCAUCGUCAUCAUCUCGUUCCCGCCUUGCAUUGGACACACGACAAGCUUGACGAUAUGUGGCUUUGCUUAUGGCAUGAAAGGGCUUUGGCUCGGCGCUGGGGCAUCUAUCCUCGGCUCUGCGCUAGUCUUCGUCACGCUGCGGUUCUUGUUUGCCCGCCGGCUGCGCAGAUGGAGCAGCUCUAACGAGAAAUGGGUGGCAUUGGAGGAAGUGAUUCGCGCGAAGGGGUUGCCGCUCAUCAUACUCAUUCGGAUGUCUCCUUUCCCACCAUGGGUCUACUCGAACACCUUGUUUGCAUCCAUUGAGCCCGUCAAGCUAUGGCAAUUCGUCGUCGCAACCUUUUUCGUUGGUCCCAAGAUGCUGCUUGCGGUAUUCAUUGGUUCUCGCGCUGCCGCUUUGGCGGAUGGAGAGCAGCGCAACCAUAUGGACAAGGCCACCAAGAUCAUCAACAUCUGCUUCAUCAUAGGCGGUAUCGUCAUAUCCAUCAUCGCGUCAUACACCAUAUACCAUCAAAUGCAAGCGCACAUCCGGCAUAUUUCCGACAUCCCAUCGGAUAUAGACGAGCUGGCUGCGGAGGCCGUGGAAGCAGCCAGUGAAGGUGCUCCCUUGCUACGCAGCUAUACGAAUGACAGUUCUUCAAGUGUGUCCAGCGAUACCAUUAGGGCGGGUCAGCGGCCCAGCAAGCCGAGUGUGAGGUAUGAUCCAGAGAGUGGCAACGCACAGUAA
Messenger RNA from Punctularia strigosozonata HHB-11173 SS5, 984 nucleotides. RefSeq names its product Golgi apparatus membrane protein TVP38. The record is from RefSeq and is a predicted model, not a curated record. The transcript is spliced from 5 exons. Bases 1 to 984 code for a protein of 327 amino acids. Gene Ontology annotation, cellular component: Golgi membrane. Gene Ontology annotation, biological process: vesicle-mediated transport; mitotic spindle elongation. NCBI's taxonomy places the organism in Eukaryota, Fungi, Basidiomycota, Agaricomycetes, Corticiales, Punctulariaceae.